This is a messenger RNA of Sander lucioperca (pikeperch), 2309 nucleotides long. Its product is annotated as solute carrier family 22 member 13-like. Gene Ontology annotation, biological process: transmembrane transport. Lineage: Eukaryota; Metazoa; Chordata; Actinopteri; Perciformes; Percidae. The record is from RefSeq and is a predicted model, not a curated record. Gene Ontology annotation, cellular component: membrane. The coding region runs from base 321 to 1940 and encodes 539 amino acids. The transcript has 10 exons. Gene Ontology annotation, molecular function: transmembrane transporter activity.
UUUGUAUUUUGCAAGAGUGCUAAAAUUCUUGUAAUACGACUAUUUUGAGAAAAAAAAAGUUGUUGAUGAAAUUAAUGCUGAGGUAAAUUUUACUGGGCUAUAGGCCAAGGCACAACGAUAUGAAGAUGUCACACAGAAAAAAAGUAGAAGAGUGACACAUCUGACAUAUCAUAAAAUUACCUCUUCUACAAAAUGAAAUGUCUACUUAAGUGCAGUCUCAGCUUUCCUGAAACAUACAGUCCAGGGUUUAAACAUUAAUGGGCAUUGGUUAAAGGUCAUCCUCCAGGAGCAUCUGUAAACUGAAAAUCAUCGCCCUGAACAUGGCUGAUUUUGGAGAAAUUCUCCGGAAUAUAGGAGAGUUUGGAUUAUUUCAAAAGAUCACUCUUUUUGCUCUUUGCUUCCCUAAUGUUAUUCUUCCUUUUCAGUUUGCCAGUGUAUUUUUUAUCCAGUCAGAUCCGGAGCGACACUGUAACACAGACUGGAUCCUUCAGGCCGACUCUAACCUGACCACAGAUGAUCAGCUGAACCUGACUCUGCCCCGGCAGGAGGACGGGACCUUCAGCAGGUGUCAGAUGUUUGUCCCUGUGGACUGGGACAUUGGUGACAUCAGGGAGUUUGGACUCAAUGAGACCACAGGGUGCCAGAAUGGAUGGGUGUACUACAACACGCUGUAUGAAGCCACCAUAGUUACUGAUUUUGAUCUAGUUUGUGACCAGGCUAAUUUGUUGGAAGUGGCACAGACAAUGUUGAUGGCUGGCAUUCUUGUUGGUUGUCUCUUAUUUGGACCUUUUGCUGAAUCGUUUGGUCGUAAACGAGCAGCUCAGAUUCCAGUCAUUGUGAUGCUCAUAUUUACUGUAACAACUGGAUUAUCUCCCAACUUUUAUUUAUAUUUGGCAUCCCAGUUCAUUAUGGGAAUUGGCUACGGAGGUUUUCGACUGAACGGCGUCAUAUUAGCUACUGAGUGGAUUGGGGUGUCCAAAAGAUCAUGGGGAUCAUGUGUGACUCAGGUAUUUGGUGCAGUUGGACAGUGCGUCCUUGCUGGUGUGAUCUACUUCAUCAGAGACUGGAGACUAGCUCAACUAAUCACAGCAGCUCCACUUGCAGUUGUUGCUGUUUACAUAUGGUUUAUUCCAGAGUCAGCCAGGUGGUUGUUAAGCAAAGGAAGGACAGAAGAGGCUAAACAGCUGAUUACCAAAGUGGCAGCCAUCAACAAACGCACUGUUCCAGAGUCUCUGCUGGACAAGAUUGUUGAGAAAGAAACUGAGAAAAAGGGAGGCAUAAUAAUCCUUUUGCAAUCAUCUUUGCUUAGGAAGUAUUUCUUUACCAUAAUAUUGGCAUGGUUCUCCUUGAAUGUUACCUACUACUGCCUUUCAUUCAAUGUGGGAAAUUUUGGCUUGGACAUCUUCCUGACGCAGCUUAUGUUUGGUCUGACUGAACUACCAGCUCAUAUACUUUGCAUCUGGCUGUUAGAGGCACUGGGGAGGAAAGUGUCACUGAUGUCAACUCUUCUGAUUGGGGGAUUCUUGUGCAUGUUAAUCCUAGCUGUUCCUCAAGGUAAUGCUGUGGCUGUUACCACAUUAGCAACCUCAGGACGUUUUUUCAUGAACUGGGCAGGAUCUAUAUGCAAUGUGUAUGUUCAGGAGCUGUUCCCAACAUCUUUUCGACAAACAGCCUCUGGUUUGGGCUCCAUUGCAAGCAGAGCUGGAGGCUUGCUGUCCCCAUUGCUCAACAUGUUGGCCGUGUACCACUGGUCCAUACCCACCAUCGUUUUCAGCAGCCUUUCACUGAUCAGUGGAGCUCUCAGCUUCCUGCUUCCUGAGACCAGGAGAAAAGAGCUUCCUGAUUCAACAGAUGAGGCCGAGGGCAACAGAAAUAAGACAACACUGAAGAAUCAACGUGAAUCAACCAAGCCUGCACAAAGCAAAUCUACCAAACUGUAGUCUCAAUACUUAUAUUACUUAACACUCCAUUGGUGUUGUUGUUGUGCCACCCUCAGGCCAAAUGUCAGCACACAAGAUAUCUCAAAAUCUAAUCAGCUGAUAACUCUGGAAGUUAAUGACAACAUUCAUGCUCAGAGGUAACAAACCCUUUUAAUUUGAAUGACAUGUUGGCUUUACCUCUUGGCAUUGCUCAGGACAAACUUUAUAUUUUCAGUCAAUCCAUCAGUUUUUACCUUAAACUAAUACAGUAGCAUGGUACUUCAAUUAGUAACUGUUUACUGAACCUCCCUUGUAUUGGGGUGAUGGCAGAAGUCUCAGCAUAGGAAAUCUGAAAUUUCUGCAAAUAAAAGGGAAACCAUCUGCAAUGAG